This is a messenger RNA of Dendronephthya gigantea, 1008 nucleotides long. Its product is annotated as mu-type opioid receptor-like. The coding region runs from base 1 to 1008 and encodes 335 amino acids. Gene Ontology annotation, molecular function: G protein-coupled receptor activity. The record is from RefSeq and is a predicted model, not a curated record. Gene Ontology annotation, biological process: G protein-coupled receptor signaling pathway. The transcript has a single exon. Gene Ontology annotation, cellular component: membrane. Lineage: Eukaryota; Metazoa; Cnidaria; Anthozoa; Malacalcyonacea; Nephtheidae.
AUGGAGGUAAAUGGUACGGUGGAAUUUGAUGGAACCGGACGUCUUCGUUACCCUACGACGACGGGGACAAUUUUAUUCAGUAUUGAAGUAGCAUUCUCAUUAAUAGCGAAUUUUUUGGUUGUGUUCUUGUUCGCAUGUCGCAGACGUCUGCUUUGUAAUCCUCAUAAUCGAUGUAUUUUAAGUUUGGCUAUAACUGAUAUCCUAACAUCCAUUACAGUUUUUUUCAGUCCUGGCUUGGUUUUGAAGGAGAAAUUUCAAAACGCAAAAGAUUAUUCUUACGUAACUCGGGAGAUUUACUGUCGUUUCAUUUAUAGUAACUUUUUGCCGUUUGCUCUCGCUGUAACAUCACUGUAUACGUCCGUUGUACUCGCGUUUGAACGUUGGUUAGCUGUUAGACGAAGCAUAUUUUACAAGACUAGUUUCAAGAUUCGACACAUGAAUAGGUUAAUCAUGGCGUCUUGGAUUGCCGGAUUCACAGCUGAGGUUCCUAUUAUGAUCAUGAUGAAAGGCGUUUAUGAUCAACCCGAAGAAAACUGUCGUUAUAUUGUGGCAGAAAACAAGGUAUUAACUCUUUGCCUUUCGGUUGCAUUCAUUGUAUUUCAAAUGGUGAUACCUUUAACGCUCAUUACGAUCGCAUACGUUGACACAUUUCGCGGAAUCAGAGCGUCACUGAGAUUCACAGAAUCUGCUAGAACUGAAAACAUCAACUGCAUCAAAAGAUCAAAGAAAGUCACGAAAGUAGCCGCUAUAACAACAUUUAUUCUGACAGUUUGUUGGGUAACAUGUUCUAUUCCAUUCUUCGUAUCUUUAUUAGCAUUUGAUCCACUUAACGAUUACCAAGACCCGUUGGUGGUGGUGAUAGGUUUACUCGCUUUUGCUAAUACGUGCAUAAAUCCUUGUAUUUACGUGUUUUCAAAUCCUGAAUUAAGGCAUGCUCUGAAGGAUGUACUCCUUAAAAACACUCCACAACACACUCAGUCAGGAGGAGCAAGAGCCCAUGGACAAUGA